Messenger RNA from Otolemur garnettii (small-eared galago), 669 nucleotides. RefSeq lists its product as uncharacterized. The transcript has a single exon. The record is from RefSeq and is a predicted model, not a curated record. The coding region runs from base 1 to 669 and encodes 222 amino acids. Lineage: Eukaryota; Metazoa; Chordata; Mammalia; Primates; Galagidae.
AUGUCUAACACCUGCAGUUCAAAGUAUCUGUCUGUGGAGAGUUCCCUGGGGCUAUUUGGUACAGAGAGCAAGGCUCAAGAUUGCAGGCACCUGCCAAACCUCACAAAUAAGCUCUCUGGGGCUCCUCUCUGCCACACUCUACCCUGCACUGGGAGCACAAGUCCCCAGGAGCCUGGGGACCCCCAGGGGCCACCAACCAAUCCUUUGUGUCUAGAGAAGGCUGUGACUGCCACAUGGGAGCAGCCAUGGACUUUGGAGGUAUUGAGGCCUGAGACUCCCAGUGGAGCUACUUACAGCUUCCAAGAAGUUACUGAGCCAGCUGUCAUGGCAGUGGACCGUCAGGCCAUCUUCCCAGAUACCUGGAGUCUCACGGAGGGACAUGGCCAGUGGAAGGAGCAGGCCAGGCCAGAGGCAGGGAGGCUGGGAAGUAACAGCCCUGCUCCAGUUAACAUGGAUCACUUGGGUAGAGAGAUGUCCAAGAGGGAAAGCCUGAUCAGGCCAACCCAGGGAUCUGAGACCCCAAGGAGCGUGGAGAACACCACUGAAGCUGCUACUGAGGCCAGGAAGGAACGGCUGGAGCUUCCACAUGCCAUGGUCAUGGGCACACGAAACACUACGGAGAGGAUUUCUACCUCUGGCCAGGCAGGCGCCAGCUUACACGGCUGCUAG